This is a messenger RNA of Blepharisma stoltei, 216 nucleotides long. The record is from the annotation of a GenBank genome assembly. NCBI's taxonomy places the organism in Eukaryota, Ciliophora, Heterotrichea, Heterotrichida, Blepharismidae.
AUGCAUGGUCAGCUUAAAAUCAUCAUUGCCUCUCUUCGGCCAUGUAGGAUGAGGCAAGUGCAAGCGUGAUUACAUAGAGAAAUAAUGUAUGCAGCCUGCAAAAUUAGAAAUUUAGCUGGCGAAUUAGUAUUUGUUAGAAUCUUUCUGAAAGUAAUUGUGCUUGAAGCUUUAUUUUUUGUUUUUGGAGUAUUGAAUGAAAUGCGAUUGCUUUAUUAA